This is a messenger RNA of Neltuma alba, 1668 nucleotides long. RefSeq names its product cytochrome P450 71D10-like. The coding region runs from base 34 to 1530 and encodes 498 amino acids. The record is from RefSeq and is a predicted model, not a curated record. Gene Ontology annotation, molecular function: iron ion binding; heme binding; monooxygenase activity. NCBI's taxonomy places the organism in Eukaryota, Viridiplantae, Streptophyta, Magnoliopsida, Fabales, Fabaceae. The transcript is spliced from 2 exons.
ACUUCAACUAUCAUCUUCUCCUUACCUGUAACCAUGGAGAUUCAGAUCCCAUACUCUAUCAUCUUCACCUUCAUCUGCUUCCUCUUUCUGAUACGCAAACUCUCAAAUUCCAGAAAAUCCUCCAAACCCUUACCUCCAGGACCUCCCAAGUUGCCUCUUAUAGGAAACAUCCACCAACUUGUAGGAUCACUACCCCAUCGCCGUCUCAGAGACCUUGCAAAUAAGUAUGGACCCUUGAUGCAUCUUCAACUUGGAGAAACCUCCAACGUGGUAAUCACUUCCCCAGAAAUUGUUAAAGAGAUUACCAAAACACAUGAUCAAAUCUUCGCCAAUAGACCCAAAAUCCUUGUCAGUGAGGUCUUUGCUUACAAUAGCACGGACUUGGUGUUCGCUCCUUAUGGGAGUUAUUGGAGGCUUCUUCGAAAGAUUUGUACUCUGGAGCUUUUGUCUAUGAAGAGGGUUCAAUCUUUCAGAAAAAUAAGGGAAGAGGAAGUUUCAGAAGUUGUCAAGUUCAUUCAUCAACAAGAAGGUUCCACUGUGAAUCUCAGUAAGAUUAUCUCCCCAGUCACAAAUUCCAUUGUCGCUCGAGCUGCCUUCGGUAAGAAGACAAAGAACGUUGAGAAAAUCCUAUCAACAGUGGAGUACACAGUCCAAGUGGCCAGUGGUUUCUCGAUCUCUGAUCUCUAUCCUUCAUCCAAGUUCCUUUACGCAUUAAGUUUAACCCGAUACAAAGUUGCCAAAGCGCACAGAGACGUUGACAGGUUGCUGGGAAACAUCAUCGACGACCACAGAGGAAAGAAAGAGAUCGAUGUUGAUGGUGAGGCACAUGAAGAUUUGGUUGAUGUUCUUCUCAGAGUUCAAAAGCAGAAUAACGAUGAAGUCACCUUGACUCUCAACAACAUCAAAGCUGUUAUAUUGGAUGUUUUUGUUGGUGGGACUGAAACAUCAGCAACAACACUAGAGUGGGCAAUGUCAGAAUUGAUGAAUCACCCAGAAGCAAUGAAAAAGGCUCAAGAAGAAGUGAGAAAUGUUUAUGGAAGCAAAGGGUAUGUAGAUGAAUCAGAAAUUCAUCAGCUAAAAUAUGUACCAGCUGUGAUUAGAGAAACUCUGAGAUUGCACCCACCUGGGUCUUUACUAGUUCCAAGACAAAACAGUGAGACUUGUGAGAUAAAUGGCUAUGAGAUAUCUGGCAAAAGUAGGGUCUUGAUCAAUGCUUGGGCUAUCGGAAGAGACCCCAAUUACUGGAACGAAGCAGAGAAGUUUAAACCAGAAAGAUUUGUUGACAGUACAGUUGAUUACAAAGGUGGGAACUUGGAGUUCAUUCCAUUCGGUUUUGGAAGAAGGAUAUGUCCUGGAAUCUCGUUCGCUGCACCUGUUUUACAGCUUAUACUUUCAAAUUUGCUUUACCAUUUUGAUUGGAAGCUUCCUAGUGGAACAAAUGAAUUGGACAUGGCUGAGGAUUUUGGUGCCACAGUAAGAAGAAAGAAUGAUCUACUCGUUGUUCCAGUUCGCUAUUCUCCAAAUAAUUAGGAAGUUGAAGUUUUAAUUAUUGGAUGUCUCUAGUUAAUCUGAAGUUGUCACUACCACACAAACUUCCACGCUUGGAGAGAGAUACGUAGGUGUAUGAAAUAAGAUGACGAGCCUAGCUAGUUUUUUCCUGUAUCGAUC